Molecule: messenger RNA, 5052 nt
Organism: Triplophysa rosa
Lineage: Eukaryota; Metazoa; Chordata; Actinopteri; Cypriniformes; Nemacheilidae
Product: transmembrane protein 158
Exons: 1
Coding region: 1021-1683 (220 amino acids)
Source: RefSeq, a predicted model, not a curated record
CAGUGGCGUUUGUACUUUUAUUUAGUGCGUCAUAAGCUUAUAACCUAUCACUUGCAGAAACAUUUAAAAAGUAAAAGGGAUCAUAAUAAUUGCAUUUGCUUUUUAUUUAGUGCUUUCUUGAAUAAGUUAUUUUACAUAUAGUAACAUUACAUACAGUCCAAAAGACCCAAUAGGGCCUCAUAAUUACAUUUAUAAUAUAUAUAUAUAUAAUUAAAUUAUUUGUCAAGUAUGGUGACCCAUACCCGAAAUGUGACUCUGCAUUUAACCCAUCCAGAGAGUAGUGAACACACGCACAGCAAGUGGUGAACACACGUACACCCGGAGCAGUGGGCAGCUAUCACUGCAGCACCCAGGAAGCAAGUAGGGGUAAGGUGCCUUGCUCAAGUCGUUGGGCACCUCAGUCGUUACCCGCCGGCCCUGGGGAUCGAACCGGCAACCUUCUGGUCACGAGUCUGACUCUCUAACCAUUAGACCACGACUGCCCGAUUUACAACAAUAAGCCAAAUUGAUAGGCUACCUGUGUGUUAAACACUAGAAUACAAAAUGUAACGGGUUUGAUACAUUAACAUAUAUCUUGAUAACUCUAUAUUAUGACGUUAACCAUUACAAUGUUUUGCACGUGCUGUGUGCAACUAUCUUCCUGAUAUCUUGAACAUUAUAUUCACAGAAAGCGACUCUGACUCUGGUCACAGUGAUCAUUCAUCAUCCAUUUGCAUACGACCAUCUCUAACACACAGACGAAGCAGUGAGUCGAAGAAGCAGAACUAAAUGAAACUGCCUCAGACAGUCACAGUGAGGACGCGCAGACUGAAGCAGUGACGCGCCACCGUGCGCUUGGUCACUUCUUACUGUCUCUACGUAGAGGCAACACAUAGAAACGCACAGGACAGAUGAAUAAAGAGUGUGUAUCUGAUCGAACUAAUAAGACGAAAUGUUCAGCAAACACCAGGCUUUUUAAGUCCCCAAACUGAAAAGCGAAUGUGACGUGACCAUGAGACUGGGAAAACCGUGUGCCCUGCCAUGCUGAGCAUCUCCAUCGCACUCCUGCUGUCUCUGACUGCUCCCGCGCGCUGUUCCCACAGCUGGAGCGACGAAGAUCUCCUUCUUCCACCCAUCAACUCCUCCAACACAUUCCUACCCAGCCUGGAGGUGGACGUCGGCUUCUCAAAGAGGUCCGUGGAGGAGACCGAUGCGUCCUCGCAGUGCAACGUGAGCGUGGAGAGGCUUCCCACCAAACUCGUGGCGCGGUGGGACAGCAACUUUGGUUUCCAGUGCGACGUGCUCAUUUACACCACCAACAACCAUGGCAAGGCGUUCUUCUCCGCCGCCUUUAACCGGGCGAUCUCUCCGGUGUACAUCGAGCACCUGGGCGUCACGGGUGCGCAGCAGGAGUUCAGACUGUGCGUUGGAUGCGGUCUGUCCAGAUACAGAAGAUUCAGGCGAGGCAGGUCAGAGGGUCAACAGAUGGGCGACUCCGUCCAUUUCUGCUGUCUGGAUUUUUCUCUUGAUGAGCUGAAGGGGGACAGGAGCUGGAGGCUAAAUCGCAAACCCAUAGAGUCCACUCUGGUGGCUUGUUUCAUGACCUUAGUCAUAAUAAUAUGGAGCGUCGCUGCCCUCAUAUGGCCGGUUCCCAUUAUCGCGGGAUUUCUUCCGAAUGGAAUGGAGCAGAGAAGGCCGAGAUAAUAGAAUAUAACGCACUCUUAAAAACAAAUGUUCCUAAAAGGUCUUUAACAAACAUCCGUUGCACAAAAGGUUUUUUUUUAAUGAUGGGAAAGGUUCGGCAGGUUAUCAAAAGGUAAGACAGGAAAUCUCUGACUAAAAGGUUCUUUUGAGAACCAAAAUCGUUCAUCUAUGUCAUCAACACCGUUACGCAUUUAACACUUUUUUACGAGUGUAGAAUAUAAUCUUUAUUUAUAAAAUCUCAUUCAAUUUCUCAUAUUUGUUGUCUGACAAGACAUGUGAUUGUGCCCUUGUUAAAUAGGCGCAAUGUAGGCUAAUACAUUUGCCUAAACAGAACUAUUCGUGUGUUGUUUAAACAUUGUUUUUAACAUUUCCUGGAUGGAUUGGGAUAUUAGAUCCAUUUUUUUUAUAAACUGAUUGUAAUAGCUAUCUUUCAUUAUAUGUGGCAUUCAGAUGUAAUUUGAAAUGUUUGUAAUAUUUUCAUUAGCCUAGGCCUAUUAGAUUUCUGAGUAAUUUUUAGUGAAUUACAUGUCUCAGGAACAUAAAGCUCUUUUAAAGACGUUCAGUGUAAAGCAAAGUGUAAAGACAUCUAGCUAACGUUUGAGUAUUUGUUUGAUAUGUUAAGGAAACAGAUGCAACAAUGUUUUUUUGAAAUUGUCACUAGAUUUUCAAAUGUUUAAAGACAUUGCGUUUUUAUGUACAGUAGGCUAUUUGUAUCAACCAGUAAUCAUAAAAACAGAUUUUAGUACAGAUUUAAUGUAUUUAUUGUUUAAAACUUCAUCACAGCCAUAGUUUAGUUGAAAAAACAAGCGGACACAACAUUUUUGUACAGUACUGUGAACAAAUUGAACUUUGUAAGGUUUAUACUAUGAAACUCUGUAAUGAUUGUUUUUUGCAGUAUGUUAAUAAAUCAAUAAAAUAUUUUUUGAGGGUUUGUAACUCAAUACAGUAAUAUGUAGCCGAUUAGUCAUUGGUGUAAUGUAAUUAUGCAAUUAAGAUGGGUUUAAGACUGUGGUUCUGCUAUUUCCAAUCUUUACUCUUUGUUUAUUAACCUGCUGUGCACAGAUUGACUUUUUAGUAUUUAAAUGUUUGCAGUAAGACAACUUUUGAAUAUGACUCCAUCGUGACAAAUAUGUCACAGUUUAUGAGUCAUAUAUAUAAUUUGCAUGAACUGUCUAUUCGUUACCUUAUAACUAUUUAUACCACUAUAUUUGCCAACUAAACAAUAUAAAUCUAAGAUAUGUAGCAUUUCAAAUUACAAGCAAAUACUAGGCCUGAUUUAACCUAAAGUUUUAUCCUGCUCCUGGAAAUACUGCCAUCUUCUGCUGAGCCAUUGUGUAAACAUGACUGUACACUCUUAUUGUGCUUCAUUAGAUAUUCACCAUAGUAUGCCCAGACCACUCAAAAUAGUGCACAACAUAAUGGGACAAGUGGAAAUUUCAGACAGCUAUAGGUCUUUAGGCUUGCUCUUUUGUUGAUCAAGUAUUUCACACACAAAUGUAUUACACUUGGUUUCACAGACAAAGCUUAAACCUAGUCCCAGACUAAAAUUAAUGUUUGAAUUGUCUUAACUAAAAACAACUUGCCCUUGCAUAUCUUAAAAUAUAUCAGUGCAAUUGUUUUGUCUCAAGAUGCACACCAGUGUUUUUGUCUAAAGCAUUUUCAUAAAUGCGACUUAAAUAUCCUAAUUUAACUAAGACAUAUUCCGGGCUUAAGCUAUGUCUUGUCUGAAACUGGGCCUAGAAGUCUUUAUUUAUUGUUUACUUGUUUUUAAUUAAAUUAUGCAGUCAUCUUCAUGUAUCGAUGCCAUUUUGUCAAGUAGUACCACACACAAGCUUGUUAGGUUCUAAAUUCUUAGAGAUUUACUAUGCAGUGUAAAAACGGCAAUUAAUUAAAUGUUGGAAGGGCAAAAAUAUACAAGUUGAACCAAUAUUCUUGUUCAGGCUUAGUUAGGAAGACAUAUUAUUUUAAGUUAGCAUAAAUAUAUUUUAAAAACAUUAAACCAAGGGUUAUUUUCAAAUCCAGUCAACAUUCAGAAUAGCGAAUGUUGGCUGAACUAAUUAAAGCAAAUCUAGUCCAUAUGGAUUUAAGACAGCUAUACAUAUGCGUUGCGCAGUACAAUGCCCAUAAUACUGUUAUUCGGUCAUGAAAAUUAGUUUUAAGAGUUGUUCAGGCGAAAAUGUAUUUGUUUUAAGUUCAAAUAUGCGGUAAAUAAAGAUAGCGUAUAUUUGAAAAUUUGCUCGGACGCUUUCGGAAAGUGAUCUCCAGGCGAUCACCGGGCGUUGAGUGCUCGUACCCCGCCUAACGCAGCCUCACCUCGGACAAGUGCGUCUGAAAUUUAUCGCUGGUUGUGACGUCUCUGUGGCGCUUAAACAUGGGAUUUAAUUCAUUUUUGCUAUAUCUAAAGGCCAAUCUUUGGUCUUAUAAAUCUAUAAUUUUCCCCUGGGCAAAUCGUUUUGUCUUAGGGCAAAGUUAAAGGAGAGGUUGUUCGAAUGGUUUUACUAGAUGUGAAAUGAGUCUCUGGUGUCCCCAGAGUGUGUAUGUGAAGUUUUAACUCAAAAUACCCAGCGGAUCAUUUAUUAUAGAAUGUUGAAGUUGCCCAUUUUUGAGUGUGUGUAAAAACGCACCGAUUUUGCUAUCUCUUUAAAUGUUAAUGAGCUUUUCGUCCCAGCCCCCUCUCCAGAGGGCGGAGUUUCAGGAACUCGUGCUGAUGCGUACCGGUGUUGUGUAAUAUUCAGUUUCCUUGAAAAACUGUUGCAGGGUUAGUUUGAAUAUUCAUAGUUCGUCCCGUGGUGGGCGUGGCCUUUUGAACUACGACCAAGCAAAUGGAAUAGAGUGUUAUCUUCGGUUCUUCAGCUCUUUUUUGAUGAAUUAUUUCGUUAAGGUAAUACAGCCGAAUGGUCAUAUGCCCCGUUUAGAUGUAUGUUAUUCACAUAAUAGGCUAAUGCUUAUUGUUUUUCAUGUGCUUUUAUAAAAACGCUUUCUCAUGGCCAUAUGGCAAUGUUUUAGCUGUAUAAGUGUAACAUGCGUGCCUACUUGCUGUGUUUUUAUUUUGCUGCAGCGUAACUUUCACAACUUUUCGUAACUUUCAUUGACUGCAAUAAAACUCAGAUGUCGUUAGAUGCAUGUAUAAAUAAAGAUUUGUUUCAUGUUCCCUUGUGUUAUUUUGUCACGUAUUUUGUUAAAAGCCUUACAGCAAUUCAAAAGAACAAUGAGCAGCUGAGAGGUGUUGUUUACGUGUUUUCCCGAGAGCUAAAAGGCAAUUUAAUUAAGAGAAGAGAGACCAAAAGACAAAAAAAGGACAUUUUAAAUGUAGUGCCCAUUUGCCUUAAUUAAACACAUACACAAAGAGUCAACGUUUCACAUUUUAUU